Pogoniulus pusillus (Red-fronted tinkerbird) is the source of this 6282-nucleotide messenger RNA. It is a transcript of the gene GABRA4, whose product is annotated as gamma-aminobutyric acid type A receptor subunit alpha4. Gene Ontology annotation, molecular function: GABA-gated chloride ion channel activity; GABA-A receptor activity; benzodiazepine receptor activity. NCBI's taxonomy places the organism in Eukaryota, Metazoa, Chordata, Aves, Piciformes, Lybiidae. The transcript is spliced from 10 exons. The record is from RefSeq and is a predicted model, not a curated record. Gene Ontology annotation, biological process: signal transduction; gamma-aminobutyric acid signaling pathway; synaptic transmission, GABAergic. Gene Ontology annotation, cellular component: plasma membrane; dendrite membrane; GABA-A receptor complex. The coding region runs from base 282 to 1946 and encodes 554 amino acids.
GCGGGGCGGGGCGGAGGUGGGAGCGGGGUGCCGGGGAGCGGCGGCGGCGGCCGGCGCCUGUUGCCCCGAGAGAGUUAACGGUGCGGGGAAACUCGCCGCUCCUCCGCCCGUGCCGGGCGCCUGGCAACCGGGGCGCUGCGCAUGUAGGGCCGCCGGGGGCUGCCGCCGCCGCCGCCUCCCCUUCCCCCCCAUCCUCCCCCUCUCCCGCCGGGCCCCACGUCCCCCUCCCCGCCCCGGACAAGGCGUUUAACGUGCCCAGGCGUGAAGUAUGGCAUGCAAAGAUGGUUUCUGCCAAGGAGCCAGCCAUCGCCAUGUCCUCGGGUCUCUCCAUCGCCCUCCUGCACUGCCUGUGCCUGGCGACGUGUCUCACCGGGCCGCCAGGGCAGAGCAAAAAAGAGGAGAAAUUGUGGCCGGAGAAUUUCACCAGCAUCCUGAACAGCCUCCUGGAUGGCUAUGACAACCGGCUGCGACCGGGAUUCGGGGGUCCUGUUACUGAGGUCAAAACAGACAUCUACGUCACCAGUUUCGGACCUGUUUCUGAUGUAGAAAUGGAGUACACUAUGGACGUCUUCUUCCGCCAGACGUGGGUGGACAAGAGAUUAAAAUACGAUGGCCCCAUUGAAAUUCUCAGACUGAACAACCUGAUGGUCUCCAAGGUGUGGACUCCUGACACUUUCUUCAGGAAUGGGAAGAAGUCUGUUGCACACAACAUGACAGCCCCAAACAAACUCUUCAGGAUCAUGAGGAACGGCACCAUCCUGUACACCAUGAGGCUUACAAUAAGUGCAGAGUGCCCCAUGAGAUUAGUGGAUUUUCCCAUGGAUGGUCAUGCUUGUCCUCUCAAAUUUGGGAGUUAUGCCUACCCAAAGAGUGAAAUGAUUUAUACCUGGACAAAAGGACCUGAGAAGUCUGUGGAAGUUCCUGAGGAGUCUUCCAGUUUAGUUCAGUAUGAUCUGCUGGGGCAUACAGUAUCCACUGAAACCAUUAAAUCUAUUACAGGUGAAUAUAUUGUUAUGACAGUUUACUUCCACCUGAGACGGAAAAUGGGUUAUUUUAUGAUUCAGACCUACAUCCCAUGCAUCAUGACUGUGAUCCUCUCUCAAGUUUCCUUUUGGAUAAAUAAGGAGUCUGUUCCAGCCAGAACUGUCUUUGGGAUCACCACGGUGUUGACGAUGACGACGCUGAGCAUCAGCGCCAGACAUUCACUGCCAAAAGUAUCCUAUGCUACUGCCAUGGACUGGUUCAUAGCUGUCUGCUUUGCCUUCGUCUUCUCUGCUCUCAUUGAGUUUGCUGCUGUCAACUAUUUUACUAACAUUCAAAUGGAAAAAGCCAAAAGGAAGACAGUCAAAUCCCUCCUGGAAUUCCCAGUGGCUCCAGUGCAACGAGAAAGGCACACGGAGGAGACAUCUGUGAGUACAGAUGCCAAUUCAAACGUGAGGAAAAGAACCAACGCCACAGUGCAGUCCGAAGCUGACGGUGGGAGCCGAAUUGACACAAGGCACAGCUCCAUCCAGCCUCCCUCUGUAGCUCAGGGGUCUUCUGACACUACACCCCACUCCCUUUCUGCAUCAAGUCCCAACCCUUUCACACGCCUCAAUGCAUCAGAGACAUUAUCUUCUGCAAGAGCUACCCCUCCAGCUCCUCCUUCUACCCCAAUUUUAACUGGAUUUGUAUCCCAGCAUGCCACAGCUGGAUCCCCUUCCAUUCAGCACUUGCUUGGAUCUAGACUGGAGCAGAUUCAGACCACCACACCUAAUACCUUAGGAGCAUCUGCAAAGCCAUCUGCUGUCCCACCACCUGCUCCCCCUGCCUCCCACUCUGGCACGAGUAAGAUAGACAAAUAUGCACGCAUUUUAUUCCCUGUUACCUUUGGAGCAUUUAACAUGGUCUACUGGGUGGUGUAUCUAUCCAAGGAUACCAUGGAAAAAUCAGAGAGUCUAAUGUAGUUUUUGCUGCUAUGUAGUAGUUCCUGAAUUAUACUCCUGUUUGAUGCAGAGUUUCUUCUUUUGAAACUAUUUAAACCAACCAAAAAAGGUCAAUAACUCUUCUUUCUAAAAGCUGUGUGCCACUUUCCCCUUGUAAAGGCUGGAGUUAGUGGGGAUGAUUAGUUCACUUCUACCAGACUAAUGGGUAACAGGUUUGCCUCCUUCCCUUCAGCUGGCAGUCAACCAUGGCUCUCUUCAGGCAGACUAAGCCUUUGGGAGGAGCAUGCACCUAAAAGAAAUGGGAGGCAGAGGUGCCACAGCUGUGCAGUGGAACCACAGCUUGACUGCUAAGAGCAUUGCACGUUGAUGGUUACGAAUCCCCCAGGCACCCAGCGCCGCUGUCUGGACACAGAAUUGCCUUCUCAGAGGGCAAGGUCCAUCUCCUGAAGGUUUUGACAGCUAGAACAGGACUUACCCUCCUAGAUUUAAAAUUGGCAGAACUUGGGAGGAGGAGGGGAAGGAAACUGAGAAAGAAAAGAGAGUCCAGCCUGGGAGAGUGCAACUCCAGAGAAGUGAUGCAAAGGAGUUGUAGAGCUCGGAAUGUCUUUACUGAGCGUCCUUUUGCGUUGCAAGCUGGGAACUGCUCACUCCAACAAGCAAACCCACAGUGAGUGAGCCUUGUAAAACCUGAAAGCUGCUGUCAUUCUGAAAAUUGGAGGGGUUGGUGUCUGUUUGAUAAGUGUGUGAUUCUUCUUUGACCUUGCUGACCAGCCCGAGGGGAUUUCUUCCUAAGUUAAAUCCAUCGCGGCAGGUGAGGACCAGCCCUACAAUGUUCAACGUUUUAUUUCCAUACUUCUUCCUUUGGAUGCUUUGGCUUUAGCCUUGGUUUUAAACUUCUUUCUUUCCUUUUUAAUUUCCCCCUGAUAUUAUUCAGUCACGCUCCUCUGAUUUCCUUUAAACACAAAUCCCCCCCUUUAUAUAGUAUUUACCUCUGAUUUCCUUUAAACAUCUCCCCCCCCUUUAUAUAGUAUUUACCUCUGAUUUCCUUUAAACACAUCUCCCCCCCCUUUAUGUAGUAGUUGCCUCUGAUUUCCUUUAAACACAAAUCCCCCCCUUUAUGUAGUAAUUGUCUCUGAUUUCCUUUAAACACAGCCCCCCUCUUUACAUAAUAUUUGCCUCUGAUUUCCUUUAAACAUCUCCCCCCCACCUUUACAUAGUAUUUGCCUCUGAUUUCCUUUAAACACAGCCCCCCUCUUUACAUAAUAUUUACCUCUGAUUUCCUUUAAACACAGCCCCCCUCUUUACAUAGUAUUUUCCCCUGAUUUCCUUUAAACACAGCCCCCCUCUUUACAUAGUAUAUGCCUCUGAUUUCCUUUAAACACAGCCCCCCUCUUUACAUAGUAUUUGCCUCUGAUUUCCUUUAAACACAGCCCCCCUCUUUACAUAGUAUAUGCCUCUGAUUUCCUUUAAACACAGCCCCCCUCUUUACAUAGUAUUUUCCCCUGAUUUCCUUUAAACACAGCCCCCCUCUUUACAUAGUAUAUGCCUCUGAUUUCCUUUAAACACAGCCCCCCUCUUUACAUAGUAUUUGCCUCUAAUUUCCUUUAAACACAGCCCCUCUCUUUACAUAGUAUUUGCCCCUGAUUUCCUUUAAACACCUAUUUCCCUCCCCACCCCUUUACAUAAUAUUUGAGUCAAGCUAAAAUUACAGCAGGGUGUUAAAAGUGGCUUCAAAAUCAAGCCAAGCAAAUUUCCCUGCAUUUUGUUAUGCAUGGCUCUGGCACAUCUUUUGAGCAACACCCUCUUGGGAAGGAGUGCUGUGACAUUAAAUAAGUAAAGAAAGGUUCUUGGUGGAGCCUGGGAGGGUAGUGGAAUAAAAUCUUUAUGAUUCAUUUGUUUCUCUUAAAGCAUGACAGGGAUAGACACUUCUCUUAGUGGCUCAGGUUGCAAUGUUCAAGCAGGCAGCUUCAUUAAAGCAUUUAGUUGAAAACCUGAUAGAAAUCUUGAUCAGAAAUGUGCUUUUCAAGCAGAAUGGGUGCAGGAUGCUCUGGCAGUUAGUCUUAAAAGGCUUGUCAGGAUCCAUCUGGCUGGGCAAAUGGUUUGCAUUUCUGUGCAAAGCAAAGGGCAAGUGCUCAGCUGUGAUCUGGCUGUGCCAUGGAAGGCUCUGGGCUAAGCCUUAGUUUGGGUUGGUUGGAGUAGCAGAUUGGCUGCAUGUCAGCAAAGUUUCGUGUUGGAGGGCAGAUCAGGGGAGUGUUGCUUGUUCUGUGCCCAGGUGGCUGAUGGAGAGAUCACAGGAGGCUGGGCUAGUUGAGGACAUGCACAAGACUGCUCUAGACUAUGUUGGGACAAGAAUCAGAAUAAAAACUGCCACAGAGGUGAAACUAUGACUGUAUCUCUGUGCCUCUUUCUGUCUUUCCAAACCUUUUAGCCAGUGCAUGGCUGAGAAUCUGACCUUUAGUCUACCUGGGAAACUGCAGGGCUUGGUGCUAGGUUGGGCUGGAUGAGAUUGGAGGUCUCUUCCAACCUGGUUGAUUCUAUGACUCUAUGCUGCUCUGUGUACUGCAGAGUGCAGUGAGGAUGCCAAGCAGCUGUGUCAUGUAUAGUAUUGGACUAUCAGUGUUUGGCAGUCCAAUGUUGGAGCUCUUCAGCCUGGAGAAGAGAAGGCUUUGAGGAGACCUUGUAGUAGCCUUCCAAAAUCUGAAGGGGCCUACAGGAGGGCUGGGGAGGGACUUUUUACAGGGUCUUGUAAUGACAGGAUGAGGAGGAAUGGGUUUAAGCUGGCAGAGGGGAGAUUUAGACUGGGUGUUAGGAAGAAGUUCUUUACAGUGUGGACAAGAGGGAAUGGAUUGAAGCUUGAAGAGGGCAAAUUUAGACUGGAGACUAGGAAGAAAUUCUUUCUAGUGAGGGUGGUGAGACACUGGCACAGGUUGCCCAGGGAGGUUGCGGAUGCUCUGUCCCUGGAGGUGUUCAAGGUCAGCUUUUUUGGAGCCCCCUUCAGAUCCUGGAAGGCCACAAGAAGGUCCCCUGGGAGCCUCCUCUUCUCCAGCCUGCACAGCCCCAACUCUUUCAGUCUGUGCUCACAGCAGAGCUGUUGCAGCCUCUCAGCAUCCUCCUGGCCCUGCUCUGGACACUCUCCAGCAUCUCCACAGCCCUCUUGUCCCAGGGGCUCCAGAACUGGAUGCAGGACUCCAGGUGGGGUCUCAGCAGAGCAGAGCAGAGGGGGAGAAUCCCCUCCCUGGCCCUGCUGGCCACACUGCUGCUGCUGCAGCCCAGGCUCUGCUUGGCUUUCUGGGCUGCAAGUGCACACUGCUGGCUCCUGUUGAGCUUCUACUCCUGCAGCCACCACCAUUUUAACUCCUUUAAAUCAAACUCUGAGCUUUCCCUGCACAACCCUGUCCACUGCAACCAAACAAUUUAAACUCAUUUAAAUCAAACUCUGAGCUUUCUUUUCCAUGCACAGCCCUGUCCAUUGCAACCAAAGCAUUUAAACUCCUUUAAAUCAAACUCUGAGCUUUCCUUUCCCUGCACAGCCCUGUCCAUUGCAACCAAAGCAUUUUAACUCCUUUAAAUCAAACUCUGAGCUUUCCUUUCCCUGCACAGCCCUGUCCAUUGCAACCAAACCAUUUAAACUCAUUGAAAUCAAACUCUGAGCUUCCCUUUCCCUGCAAAGCUCUGUCCAUUGCAUCCAAAGCAUCUGAGUUUUAGUUCUGGGCAUUGUAAGGACUCUUCCCAGUGGAAAAGAAUAGGAAGCUUUUAAAAGUACUUUUAUCUUUGCUGUCUGUAAAAGCCAUGGCUCAAGCAGCAGAGUAGAAAUGCUUCUUUAGCACCCUCUUAGGGAACCCCUUAACUUGCCUGUCAGUAAUUUACCACUUCUGCAAUAUGUGCCUGUCCUAGAUGCAUGUUGCAAGAGUUCCUGUGCCAUGCCAAAUCCUUUCAUUUGUCCCUUUGUAUUGACUCAUACACGGGGCAAAACUGUAAGGAAACUGAAGCAAAAGUUGGGGGUAGGGAGGUUGGAGUUGAAUUCUUUUACCCUAUUCCUCAUGCUCAUUUUUGUUGCAUGGAAGCAGGUGGCUGGGAGGCUUGGAAGGAUCAAAUGAGUGGAAUGCACACCUUCAGUGCUGGCAGACCAAAGAGGUGGUUUGAUAGCUGUCAACUUGUUUUGCUGUCGUGCAGCUUAGCUGUUCCCUUCCGGUAUUACGACCAUCUAUGUAUCUGGAACACAAAUAAAUCCCUCUUGCAAGAAAGGUUGUGCAAAAAAAAAAACCCACCCAAACAAACAGGCAAGAAAAAGAAUUGUUCCUAUUAUACUCCAGUGUAUAUUGAUGUCCAAUAAAAGCCAAGCGUGAGAGUUCUUAAA